GGCCUGCGCGGGCCGGGGUGAGGGGGUGUGCGGCGGGAAGAGGGACGCCGGGCUAGGCCUCGGGCCGGCGGGCCCCGCAGCAGCCGCGCCCAGCCCCCCUUCUCCCGCGCCCCUUGGGCCUCCCGCGCCCCCCCGCCCUGGGGUCUCCCGGGGCCUCGGGGCGGGACGGCGGCGCUGCGGGGCCGGGUCGUGCGCUGACCCCGAGGCUCGCCCGCGGGGCGGCAAGGCCCGGGCUGCCGGGACCGGGGCGUCUGGCCUAGGAGUGGGGCAUGGGCGGCCGCCCCCCCUUCCCGUGGGUGUCUCGCAAACGCCCCCCGGAUUCUGAUGAGAAAAUUUACCAGACUUGAGUUCUAUCUGAUUUCUACCAGAGCCAAUGAGUGAUCUCUACUGCUGCAUAAACUAUCUGUACUUUUGUAAUGAGGUGAGAAAACUGAGAUUCAGAAAGGUUAAAUGAUUUGUUCAGGAUAACGCAACAAUCUGCUUCAUCUUGAUUCAGCAGCAUUCCAAACUGUGGUAUCCUUGGGAUUCUCUUAACAUUGCUAUGGUGCAGAAGAUUUAAAAUCAGCUGAUGUUCACAAGGAAUAGAGUCACGUGAUGUAUGAAGGGAAACAUAUACACUUCUCUGAGGUUGACAAUAAGCCCUUGUGCUCAUAUAGCCCCAAACUCUGCAAGCAGCGGCGUCUCAACGGCUACGCUUUCUGUAUCAGACACGUUCUGGAGGACAAGACUGCCCCCUUCAAGCAAUGUGAAUAUGUGGCGAAGUAUAAUAGUCAGCGCUGUACCAACCCCAUCCCCCAGUCAGAGGAUCGCAGGUACUGCAAUAGCCAUCUGCAGGUACUUGGCUUUAUCCCGAAAAAAGAGAGGAAGAAAAAGAGUGACCCUAUAGAUGAGGUGAAGGUCAGGCACCCAGUGGACACCAUGGCCUUUAGCCUGACAGUGCCCACAUUGGCCUUGAAGAUGCCCAACGGACUGGAUGGCAUGUCCCUCUCUCCACCUGGGGCAAGGGUGCCUCUCCACUACCUGGAAACAGAGUUGGAAGACCCAUUUGCUUUCAACGAGGAAGAUGACGACCUAAAGAAAGGGGCAACUGUCAGAAAGAAGUUGCAGAGCAAGUUGGCCCAGAACCGGCAGCGCCAGCGAGAGACCGAGAUUUUGAAAGUUCGGCAAGAGCACUUUAGUCCCCCUCCUGCCCCUUCCCAGCAGCCUCUGCAGCACUCCCGCCCGUCACCUUCAUCCACCUCUUUAAAACCUCCAGCGCCACUGCAGGGUUCAGUCUGCAAGUCACCUCAACCUCAGAACACCAGCCUACCACUGCAGGGAGUGGCCCCCACCACACACACUAUAGCACAAGCAAGGCAGUUGUCUCACAAGAGGCCUCUGCCCCUCCUGCCAUCCAGUAGGGCUCCCAGCGCCGAUCCACCCAGGACUGACCAGGUCCUCAUGAAAGCCACCGCCUUCUCGCCACACUUCUCCUGUAUAAGUCAGCUGCAGAGACUGGUGAAACUGUGCACCCAGAAACAUCAGUUGGACAGUGAUCUGUUUCCCCAUUUAGGGCUGGACUGGUCUGAAGAGAGCGGAGAGGAGCAGGAGGACUCAGAGCAGGCCUCACCGUACCAGGUUGCGUGGUCCAUCCGAGAAACACUCAGAUAUGAAACACACAUGUCGGAUGACGAUGAUGCGGAGAGUAGGAGCUCCAGGGUGACCCAACUUUGCACUUACUUUCAGCAGAAAUACAAGCACCUCUGCCGCCUGGAGCGGGCAGAGUCUCGUCAGAAGAAAUGCCGGCAUACAUUUAGGAAAGCGCUGCUGCAGGCAGCCAGUAAAGAGCCUGAGUGUACUGGGCAGCUAAUACAUGAACUGCGGAGAGCUGCAUGCAGUCGAACCAGCGUCAGGCGGACCAAGUUGAAGGAGGUGGAGUCAGCAGCAUGCAGUGGAACGGUGAAGGGUGAACAGUGCACUAACAAAGUCCUUCCAUUCACUAGACAUUGUUUCCAACAUAUCCUCUUGAACCGCUCUCAGCAGCUCUUCUCCAGCUGCACUGCCAAGUUCGCAGAUGGGCAGCAGUGCUCUGUGCCAGUUUUUGACAUUACCCACCAGACACCUCUGUGUGAAGAACAUGCCAAAAAAAUGGAUAAUUUCUUGAGAGGAGAUAACUCCCGUAAAGUUCAGCACCAGCAGCAGAGGAAACCCAGGAAAAAAACCAAGCCUCCUGCACUUACCAAAAAACACAAGAAGAAGCGAAGGCGCGGACCUCGUCGACCCCAAAAACCCAUUCCCCCCGCCGUCCCCCAGGGGAACCUCAGCAUGCCCCCCAGCGUCUCACUGCCAGUGGAGGCCUCGCACAUCCGGAGCCCAUCCACGCCAGAGCUGAGUGCUGAUGAGUUGCCGGAUGACAUUGCCAAUGAGAUCACUGACAUUCCACAUGACUUGGAAUUGAACCAGGAGGACUUUUCAGAUGUCCUGCCCCGGCUACCUGAUGACUUGCAAGAUUUUGAUUUUUUUGAAGGAAAGAAUGGAGACCUCCUCCCAACGACCGAAGAGGCCGAGGAGCUUGAACGGGCUUUGCAGGCUGUAACCUCUCUUGAGUGCCUGAGUACCAUUGGGGUACUUUCCCAGUCAGAUGGUGUGCCAGUCCAGGAGUUGUCAGACAGAGGACUGGGAGUGUUCUCCACUGGUACUGGAGCUUCAGGAAUCCAGUCUUUGAGCCGAGAAGUGAACACAGACCUCGGGGAGCUACUGAAUGGGCGUAUAGUAUCUGAUAAUUUUUCUAGUCUAGAGCUGGAUGAGAACCUGCUCCGUUCUGCUACCUUGUCUAACUCACCUACACCCCUGGCAGGGCAGAUCCAGGGGCAGUUUUCUGCCCCUGCCAGUGUUGGCCUUACUUCUGCCACUCUGAUCAGCCAGAGUGCACUUGGGGAGAGAGCCUUCCCAGGACAGUUUCAUGGACUUCAUGAUGGCAGCCAUGCCUCGCAGAGGCCACAUCCUGCCCAGCUGCUGAGCAAGGCAGAUGACCUAAUCACCUCACGACAGCAAUACAGCAGUGAUCAUUCACACUCCUCGCCCCAUGGAAGCCAUUAUGACAGCGAGCACGUGCCGUCUCCCUACAGUGACCAUAUCACCUCUCCCCAUACAACAUCGUACUCUGGUGAUACUAUGGCAGCUACCUUUUCGGCAGAGAUGCCCAUCAUGACACAGCACUUGCUCCCAACCCAACUCGAGGUGCCACUUGGAGGAGUGGUCAACCCCAGAACUCACUGGGGUAAUCUCCCUGUCAACCUUGGAGAUCCCUCUCCCUUUAGCAACCUUCUCGGCGCAGAUGGACAUCUUCUUUCCACCUCCCUAUCCACACCACCCACCACGUCGAACUCAGAGACCACACAGCCUGCCUUCGCCACUGUGACCCCCAGCAGCUCCAGCGUGCUUCCGGGGUUACCGCAGACCAGCUUCAGUGGCAUGGGGCCUUCCGCUGAACUCAUGGCCUCCACCUCUCCGAAGCAGCAACUCCCUCAGUUCAGCGCAGCCUUCGGCCACCAGCUGAGUUCUCACAGUGGCAUUCCUAAGGACCUGCAGCCCAGCCACAGCUCCAUAGCCCCUCCUACAGGCUUCACAGUAACAGGUGCCACGGCGACAAGUACCAAUAACGCAUCUCCCUUCCCUUCUCCCAACUGAGUGCACCUGUGCGGGCAGGAAGGUGGGGAACGUGCUUGUUAUCUUUGUUUCCUCCUUUGCCCCUCCCACCCUUUUCCUAAAGAAGAUUUAAAAAGAGAUGGAUGGGGAUCAGAGGGGCUCCCCGUUCCAGUCCAACAUGUGGCCGUGCAGUGGACCUCACUUCAGUGUUCACAUGUGCUCCUUAGCACUGGUGCUCAUUCCCUCCUGGCAGGUCCUCUCGGCUGGUGGUUUCCGUGUGGUUCAGCACAGUGACUGGAUAGGAUGGAUUUUCUUGCAGCAAGUCCUAGAAGUGGAAGAUACCUCAGAUUACCAGUGCCCUUUACUAUUUCCUAGUGUGCAGAUCCGUGCUUUCCAUUCUGUAGCCAGGUUUUUACAUAGGUGGCUCUCCAGAGAAUGAUCCUGUUCACUGAGUUCCCGUGUAGGAGGUAGUGGGUGGUGUGGAGGCAGCAACUGCCAAACACCACAGGGAGGCCAGGAUGCCAUUCCUAAUUUGUGAUAUGGUUAAGAAGAGAAAAAGAUGUCCUUGACUGCCUGUAUGUGUGCACCCAUGUGUGUGUUUUGUGCAGUGCAGGAAGUAACUGUCCCAUUGCUUUGUUGUUUGUUUACCCCUGGAAUGAGCAUAAGGCUCUGUUCUUUCCUACAUCUCACGCCACCCUACUAAGGUUGGUCAUGCUUUCCCACCGAGUUCAUUCAAGUUUCCUAACUAGGGAGGGUCUGGUCAUGUGAAUAAAUAGCACAACCCUUUUCUGCUCAAAGGUAGUUGUGAAGAAAGGAGACAGGAGAAGCUGCAGUCAUGUCCCUGCCUGGGAAUGCCAUGGGAAGCUUGCCUGCGGUGACCUUGGGGCUCCCGAGGUUUGGGGGUCUCCAGGUUGUUUUGCCUUUUCAGAUGUGCAUUCAUUUCUGUGUCUCUUGUUCAUGGAACACAUUGGCAAGAUGUAACUGAAGACAUUAUUUUGAUGUGAAAAAAGCAGGAUAGGUCAGAUAGGUUUGAAAGAUGAAAUCUGUGAACUCCUUGUCCAUCUUUUGCAUUCAAAGUUCAUGUUUACAGUAGUGAUUCUUUGGUAAGACUUGUAAAAUGUUGAAGACACUUGUAGAUGCUGUGUGCCAGUUGUCAAGUGAUGUGUAAAUCUGAAGGACACACAUUUUAAAAUUUCUCUCAAAGCAGAAUGUGGAAAUCAACAUUUUACUUACCUUUGGUAUUUUUUUAAAAGAAUCUAAGUUAGGCUUAAGUCAAUUUGGAAAUGGUUUUGGAAAAGAAUUAUUUUAAAGAAUCAGGAUUUUAGGGUUCAAAAUCCUAUUGGGAGUUUAGUAAGCUGAUGGCUAUGAAAUAAUACAUGAGGUUUCUUCCUGUCUGCCUUGCCUGCACAAGAAGAAUUGAGCUAGAUUUUAAAGACAUCUCUGCUCUGCUUUUCUUGAGAAGUUCACUGUCGUGUAAAAUACCAUUAGCUGGCUAUUCAUACCUGAGUCUGUUCUAAUUUAAAUAUGUGUUCUAAAAGAUGAGUAAACAAUGUGGUAUAGUAACACGUUUGUCAGGGAUGACUUGCUCUCAAUUCCUUUCUAAUAGGUAAAGGUUUGGAUGCUUUUCCAUUUCUCAUAUGUAUUCUUUAUGCUCAUGCUAGUUGUAGCCAGUUCCUUCUUUUGAAAGGUUUUCUCCUCUGCUUUUUAAAGGAAUGAUGGUAAUCGGCAGGCACUAUGCAGAUACCUCGUGCCUAAAAUAUUGGAGGGAAUGUCACAUGACUGUAUGAAAUCAUAAUACUCCCUAUUUUGUAUUUAUUGAAGUUUUUUUGGGGGGUGGGCCAAAAAUAUGUUUGUAAUAUAUUUACUUUUUUUUAAAUUAUGACAGUUAAUUGGAAGAUUUAUUUUUAAUAGCUUUGCCUUUUGCAGAUUGAUAAAUUUCUAAAUUAUGUCACAAAGCAAAAUUAUAUUUGGUAUCACCGUAAAUUUCUAUUCUGAAUAGUAAAAACAGAUCAUUUGAAUAUAUCUCACCUGUGAACCUUUGUCAGUAAAAUGAUGAUGAGUAGUUGCCUCUGCUCUAGUGUCCUUUCCUUUGCUGAGCUGCAUUCCCAGUGAUUUUGUUUUGUUUCCAUUGUGUACUAAUUAAAGGUUGUAGCAGAGCAGCACAUGCACCUCCUAAUAAGCUCUUCUUUGACAGCGAAGGGAAGGUCAUGGGUAGUUUAUUUGAACUUUUUCUCGGUAUUUGUCUCUCACGUUAGCUGUUUAAAAUUCUUUAGGUGUCAAAAAACUGAGUUUGCAGUAAGUUGCACAUUUUAUUGUUUGCAAUUUUCUGUUUUAUGUGCAUUUAAAAGCCCUUCUCUGCUUUCUAGUAAGGAGGCAUGAAGUGAUCAGGAAUGUUGCCAGUUACAGCUUCACACCAAAAAUGUUGAUUAAAUUCCUUUUGUUUAGAUGCCUGUGAUGACAGUUGAGCAAGGGGCCAUCUUAGGAAGUACCAGCCAGCCUAGGGUUGAGGAAUUGGCAGAAACAUGCUUUCCUCGGUUCAUCUGCUUCGGGACAAGUAUCCAAACUUGCAGUUUGCUCUGCCCUUGCUGUUCCUGUGAGUCAUUGUUGGAAGAAAGAAGAAACACUUUAUAAACCCAGAGAUACCAUUAUGUUUUUCUUCCAGUUAUUGGGGCAGUUCUGGUCUGUUAGUAUUGAGUGGGCUAUUAUCUGCAAAGAAAGGAAUAAAGUAUAUUUUACUCCAAAAAUAUUAAAAUUAGUCUUUUAAAAUAGCACUUAUGUUAUUAUAAGGCAAUACUGGAAUCAAAAGCAAAUCUUGUAUAAGGUCCUAAUACUAGUGAAAACUAGUUUCCAUUCUAGUGUUGAGUAUGUGAGAAACAAUGGCAGAGAAGGUUCACUCUGUUACUGCAGUUCUUUGGGACCAUAGAUAAAGGCCAGUGAGAUCAUGUUACUGUGAUUUAAUUUUAAAAGUUGCUACAGUUAACAGAUGUUUUCUGUGCUCUUAGGAUCUGAUAUUUGUAGACUGUGAUUGAUAGCAUCCGAAGAAAAGAUGGGCUUUCUCUCCCUUAACUGUCAAUGAUAUUUUAAUAAAAGUACUUAAGAAAUUGUUUUGCCCUCUGUACAAAUGGUUUAGCAAUUCUCACUUCUGAAUACAUCUAUCUAGCUAGUAAACAAUUCAGGAAAUAGCAAUUACACUUAACCUACUAAGUGACAGGCUAUGCAAUGGAAAUAUUUCUACUUAUCAUCGCAAAGCUUAUACAGCAAAAUAUUAUUUUCUCUAAUAAGCCCAGAGAGCACACUUGCUUUAUAAAUGACUUCCUGAGCAGUUCUAUGUUGGCAGAAACUGUAGUGUAUCUGGUAUUCUCCUUUGAGACUACUAUUUUACAAAAAGCAUAUAGUAGGCAUCAAGUUGGAAAGUGAUUUAUUUUCCUUAAAUUUGACCUUAUCAAUUUUAUGAUUAGAGACUAAAUAAAGCUAAUACUUUAGCUUUGCCAAAUAGCUGUAAGAUUUUCUUUCCUUUUUUUGGUGGUACUGGGGUUUGAACUCAGGGCCUUGCGCUUGCCGUCAGGUGCUCUACCAUUUGAACCAUGCCUCCAGCCCUGUAUUUAUAUAAGUCAGCUUAAUCUUUCGCCUAGAAGUUAGGGAAAUGAUCAUAUUCUGUACCUUAUACAAAGGCUUUGCUUUAACAGAGCUUGUCCUCAAUCCAUGACUACCAUCCGUAUGAAAUCCAUAUGAAAAAGAUAGUUCUUUCUCUAGGAAGGGCCUCGGAUCCAUGCUGCUCACGUUUGCAUCGUCCAGAGAGUCUUUUUAUUUUUACUUCUGUUGACCUGUGGCAUGGACUUCCAUUAAUUUGGCACGAGAAUUAGAGCACAUGGAGGUGAAUCACUGUUGUCAGUUCAUUGGUCCUGCCUGCCCUCUCUCCUGUGCUCUGGCAUCCGAGAGGAUGGUUGAUGGGCUUCCUUAGAAUGUCUGGAGGAGAGUGAUGCCUUUUCUCUAACUUCAAAAGCUUCAAAAAGUUGUUGUGGGUAGAUAUUGCAAAACCAGAAGCAUAUUAACACUAAUUAUUUAAGGGAUUUGAGAUUCAUUAAAACAUUGUAGAUGUCAAGCUUCCAGCUUUUUCAUCCUUUCUUUUUAGCCUUUUGACUUUUUAAUAAUUAAGUUAUAUUCUUGAUUUGUUCUGUAUAGAAUAAUAGAAUGGGUUGCUGGAUGGCCAACAGAACCUUCCAAUUUAAGGAGACAGUUUAGAGAAUUCCUGGAAAGAAGAUGUAGUCAUUCUGAAUAGUCUUCAUUUGAAUCUCUGUCAUCACAAAUACAUUGUUCUAAGGAUUUUUUCCUAAUAAAUAUAUCAUAGGGUAUUUAUAUAUAUUUUCAUUAACUCAUGAAUGACUAUAGAUGUUUUCCCCCUUCAAUAAACUAAAAAUCAUGGGAUCUUCACUGACAUUCUGUAGAAAAGUAAAGUAAUUUAAUGAUAGCUUAAUAUUUUGAUCUUUUAAAGCUUUCCUCUAUCUUAAUUGGAGAGAACUAAAAUCAUGUUGAGUAGGUUAAAGUAACAUUUUAAAUUGUCUUCAAAAGCUUUGUAAUAGACUACCUGUGAAGAACAUAUGUAUAUUUAAGCAUUUCCCCCACAAUAGUUAGGAGAGAAAAUACACAACAUGUAUGAACAGUUAGGUCUCGUCUAAUAACCCAGUGUCAUUACUGCUACAGUUGUGGGUCCUAGGGACCCUUUUAUGUUUAGUUAGCUUUCCCCUCGGCACUGUGAUACAGAGCUAAUGAAGGAGAUGUGGCGUUCAGAGAGGGAGCACAUUUGAUACAACUUGAUCUUCUGCUCCUGAAUAUCAGAAAUGUUUGGGUAGUUUGAAGAGCAUCCAUCUAAAAAGGCAUUUGAGCAAUCUCAAGGUUAGUUUUUCUAAGAGAAAGAUCAAUCUGACUUGUAGUGAGCUCCUGGCAGCACAGUCUCCUUCCCUCCUCUCUGCCAGCCUGUUCCUGUCCACCCAGUGCUGAGGUACGCAUGAGCACACAAUGGUCUGUACUGACUUGGGCUGUAGUAACAGAAUCCCCUGUGCUCACUUGUUUGUUUAAAGCUGGGGACCACUGAAGUAAGCUCUGUAUGCACCCAGAGUUCCCCAUGGAAAACUUUGCAGUGUGCAGUGCAGAAGGCUCCAGUGCAGACAAAGGCCGCCACACCAUUUCUUUUUCUUGGGGAACAUACCCAUUUCCCCAGAAUGACUCCAGCCAACCCCCUGGUGAAGGUACAGUUGGUUCCAGUGCAUGUUAGUGUGAACAUGGUGGGAAGCUUCACCUUGAUGACAUUGUUUGCAUUCUUUCCUCUCAGCAGUGAUAACUCUUCACUGUCUAGUAUUGAGUAUGUCUCAGGGAUUCCUUGCGGAAAUUAGGGCAGUUUUUAAAUUAAAAAAAAAAAAGUUUUCAAAGAAACUAAAGGUGACUCACUCAUCAUUGAAGAGAGCGCAAGAAAGAAAACAUUUUGGUUUCAUAGCCCGCGGUGUCUCACCUAGGACUUUCUUCCUUUCUACUUCAGGCUCUCAUCUCAGCUUCAGUGUGCAGAAUCCUUUCCCAUCACGCACAGCUUUAAAACUUUUAUUUAAGAUUUCCUUCCCCAAUGAGCUUUCAGAAUUCUUAUUGUAGAUUUUAAGAGAAAAGGUAUAUUAAUUUAUGCUAUUAACAUCACCUCAUAAAUUAUGUUUUAUACUAAAGCUGUAUUGAGUGUAAUGAAUUAUGUUGCCUAUGUGUUUUAAUAGCUAAAAAAAUAUAUAUGAGCUUUUUUUUGUUUGUUUUGCUUUUUUUUUUUAACAAAACAAACUAGUGAAGCACCUUUUUACACUGGAUCUCUGCCGUGUCAAGGUGCAUAGCUAUCCUUUGCUACCUUGCAGAUAUAUAAAAGGAUAUCCUGGGGCCUCAAAAUGUAGAACACCUUUAGACCAUUUAUUAUUGUCCAUAGAACUGUUGAGAAUCAUGUUCUUUAGUAAAUGAUCUGUGGUUUACACUUAAGAUGGCUAGAAGCUUAGUUACAGGGUAAGUAGAAGUACAUAGAUCAAGUAAAACUCCAACUACUGUAGCUGGAAUUUGUAAACUAAGUUUUUAAGACCUUUUAUUUCCUAUGGAUUUAUUCUUUAAUUUACAGUUUAUUCUGUAAGUUGGGAAGUAAAAUAGAGAAAAUAAUAAGUCUAGAUGUUCUCAGUGUCUUAUUCAGGAACUUUUUUAUCCCUCCUCACUAAGGAAUUCCCACUGUGACUUAAAAAUAGAAUUAAAUUACUUGUGUGCAUGUAGAUGUCUGUUUUUUAUAUACACAUGCAAAAAUAUACAUUGAGGGCACGUGUGUGAGAGAUAUGAAUGUGUGCUUAUGUAAAAGUAGAGGAAUGGGACCGAAUGUAUUGUAGAAAUAUGAUUUAUCUAGUUAAGGACAUGAGAGUUUCUUUCUCAUAGUCUCUUGUAUAAAUACACCAAAUUCUUCAUAGCAUCAUAUUAAAAGGCUAGUUCUGAUAUCAUGUGCAUUUCAUUUUAAUCUUUGGGUUAACUGAUGCUGUUUUUAAAGUGGCAUGAAAAAAUAGCAGAUUCUAAGACCAGCCUCUCCAUUUUGAGCAUAAAAAUGGGAGUGGGAGAGAGAGACAGAACAAACAGAUCCAGACAGGAGCUGUGCUUUUCCAUUGGGGUGAUGGGACCAGAGAUCUGUUGACCCUUUUUUAUGCUAGUGAUAUUCUUCAUACUUUAAAUAGUAAGUGCUGUUGAUCUUGGUAAAGGUAAGAAAAGUUAUAGGCCUUUUAUAAAGAAACUUUGAAGGGGCUGCUUUGUUUAAGGAGUUGGUGGGAUCAUUUCACCAUGCAUAUUUCAAAGUUGAGCUGAUGUCAGUUAUCUCCAAAAACAUUAGUUAUAAAGUUAAAAUGCUCCUGCUCCCAUCUUUUGGCUAUAGGAAAAAUUAGGCUACCCUUAACUUUGACCCAAUUCAUGUGGAAUUUAAAACAAAACAAAACAUUCCUAUUUUGAGUUUCAAGUUGCCAUUUUGCCCUAUCUGCAUUACUGGAUUAUCUGGUGGUUUAAAAAUAGUCAAAUUAGGAUUAAGUGCUCUAAUCACAUUUAUUUUAAAUAUAAAAACCAUAUGUUUUGAUAUGUCAGAACAUCUGGUAAUACAUCUGAAUUUGUACUUGUCUCUGAGGUCUCAUUACUGCAUUUUAGGUAUAGUCAACACCUAGGAAAGCUUUGUAUGUUGUUCCUUUUUAUACUUGUUUUUUGAAGCACCGCCCAAUUUCAUUUACUUUUGCUUUUGGGUUUUAAGAAAUCUGCAUAUUUCUUGUACAUAUGCAUGCAAAUGAAAGAAGGGAGUCUGUAUUGGUGCCAUUUCUCCCUUCAGUGGCUGGUUAGUGGGAUUUGCUAGAAUAUAUUCCCCCUGAUUGGAGGGUGAAAACAGACCCCUUUGUGUAAAUCUGUACAGAGAUGUGUAUAUGGGAUGUGGUGGCACUUUGCUGAAUGUGAACUUGCCUUGUCAAUGGAAAGAUUGAAAAGUAUUAUGUUUAUUUAUACAUUUGUAUAAAUCUAUAUAUACACGUAUGCAUAUGUGUGUGUAUAGAUAAAGCUAUAUACAUAUAUUUCCCUAAAAAUGUGUGUGUAAUAGGGAAACAACCUUUGUUAAGCAAGAUUAUAUGCCUAUGGAAAAUUCUAGAUUCUUCUGUAAGCAGAGGUGAGGGUCUAGAGUACAUCAUUGGAGCAUACUGCAAGCCCUUUACAUUAUCCUAUUUACUGCUAUCAUAAAUGAACACCUGUCUAUUCUUACCUAUCAGUUCUACUACUGUCAAUCUCCACUACCCUCUAUGAUCACUAUCUCAUCACUUAAACAAAAGCAAAAACAUCACUGCAGUUUUUCCUUUGUUUUGAGAUGCUGGGGAUCAAACCCAGGGCCUUGUACACUUGGGCGAAGUAGUCUACUGCUGAGCUCCACCACCAGCACUGUAUUAUAUAUAUAUAUAUAUUUGCACCUAUUAUGCUUUCAAUCUAGAAGUAUUUGGCUUAAAGGAUAGCAUUUCAUUAACUCUUCAGUUGUUUCUUCUAAAGAUGUUUGUCUCUGAAAUUUUCCCAGAAAACAUGUUUCAGUAAUUUUAUAAUUAUCUUGAAAAUUGGGUAGUAAUUUGAAGCAAACAAAAUACUAACAUACAAACUAUUAAUUUUGAAAGUUUUUUUUUCCCAAUUUCUGGACAUUUUACUUAGAUUGAAAAGAACAUAUAAUUGGAAUUAGGAUUUUGUGACUGAUAGCGUUAGGUUGAUUUCCACACUUAUUGCCAUUAAAUUCUCACGUAGCUUGACUUGUUCUGUGGUUGAACCAAAUUUACUGUUAAUGGAAAGCAUACAAAGUCACACGGAAGCCUCUUGAAUCUUGUAACUGAUUCAUUUUAGUCAUAAUGAAACUAGUUCUCAUGAAAUGAAUUCUGCUAUAUGUUAUUUUGACUUUUCUCAGUUGUGAGUUUUAACUUUGCUGCAGCUCUAGAAAACUUGCAUCCCUAUAUAUUGUGCCUUUAAAGCUCUUAUGCACACACAGACAAAAGUGUAUAUAUACACGUUACAACAUGUGUACAUAUACUUUUUGUAUAUGCUCACACAGUAUGUUUCCCAUAUAUAUUGUGAGAGUGGACAUACAGAUACUCAAAGGCAAUGAAAGGUUGCCCUCUAGAUAUCUAUGUAUAUAAAUAGUGUUGAUAUACCUGUAUAUACACAUGUAUAUGGAUGAGUUCUAAAUGGCAAUCUUUUACAUUUAGCAAAAUGCCGCCCCCUACUGGAAUAUUCACUGCAGCAGCAGUUGUAUGUAAUGAUUUAAAGAUACAUUAUCAAAAUUUAUUUAAAGAACAUGUAAAAGUGUCAUCUAAAGACAUCCACACAUUAUUUAUUUAUCUUUCUUUUCCUUUUAUUGUUACGUUUGUUUAACUGAAAGGGAGACUCAUUUUUUUUAAUGCCAUUUGUGAGGAACAGAUUCAUUGAGGAAUUUUUUUCACAUUUUUUUCCUCCCUGAAAUGGAUAUGCCACCACCCAGCCAUAAAACAACCUAAAUACUUCCAUUAGUGAGUGUCAUCCACUAUCUUCUCAACCCAAGUAAUUCACCAAUUUGCCUCUUCCUUUCAUUAAUAAAUAAUGAUUACGGAGAUCAUUUUGCCUGGGGGAAGUUAACUACUCUCUUGCUGCAGGGAAAUAUAUCACCUAAUUGUUAUUCUGCCUUGUUCAAAAUUCAGCUUUGAAAGAAGACAGCUCUCAUGAAGCUGUCUUACGCACAUUUUGCAUUUAUUUAGUUAAAGGUCUUCCUGAUCAUUUUUUAAAAGACAAUUUCAAGUUGCAUGUACUUGACAAAGGUUUAAUUCUUAUUCCCUGGAGUUUCAGGUGAUUUUCAUUAGUAUAUCAGUUUGACAUGAUGGAUGCUUGGAUUUGACUUUAUGAUGAGUUGGCAGCAGAUUGCAUCUGAGGAACUUGGCAGCAAGAGGAAAUAGAUGGACUACCCUAAAUUGUAGGAUGGUAGGGGGAACCAUGGAAUGAGGGUAGCCCUGAAGGCUAAAACAGAGGCUAGGGUUAGAAUGGUUUUACUCAGCAACUUAGCUGGAACUUGAUAUCAGAAGCAGCCUUUUACAAAAAGCCUUUAGCAAUUCUGUGGAACUAGCUAGAGUACUAAAGUGUAAGUUGAAACCAAGUUACAGUGGGAAACCGAAGGUGAGGUAGCUUAUUGGGAACCAGUAAAUGACAGGCAGGUUGGACAGUUUUGAAAUGUCUUCUAACAAAGUAACUGCACGGUAGCAAGGACUAGCAGCUCUCAAAGCCCUUCUUUUUUCAGUGUUCUCAUUCACUUUGGCACGAAAGUGUGUUGAAUACAUGCCAUACAUUAAAAAUACUAGUUGCUUAAAGGAAACUUACAAACCAACACUCUUCUCCUCUGUUUGUUCAUAGUUUAGUUAUAUGCACAAAAACUGGGAGCCACUUGUUUCUGCACAGACAGUGGAAAGAGGUGGUGGGCAGGCUUUGGUAGGAGCCCCAUAUCUGGUGGGAAAACCUUCCCUAUCUAUGGCAUUGGGUGUGGUGUUUGUUGCUAGGAAAAA
Perognathus longimembris pacificus (Pacific pocket mouse) is the source of this 13703-nucleotide messenger RNA. RefSeq names its product INO80 complex subunit D (gene Ino80d). The transcript has 13 exons. Lineage: Eukaryota; Metazoa; Chordata; Mammalia; Rodentia; Heteromyidae. Bases 595 to 3669 code for a protein of 1024 amino acids. The record is from RefSeq and is a predicted model, not a curated record. Gene Ontology annotation, cellular component: nucleus.